Molecule: messenger RNA, 2936 nt
Organism: Seminavis robusta
Lineage: Eukaryota; Bacillariophyta; Bacillariophyceae; Naviculales; Naviculaceae
Source: the annotation of a GenBank genome assembly
UCCCUGUCAAAGAUCCAAAGAUAUCUUUUCCCUCAUUUUUCUUUUUUGUUCGGCUAGCUAACAUAGUUGGAUCUACCUCUCAUUUCCUUUCUGACACUGCAACUCUACUAGAACAGAAAGCAUGACCCGCCCUCAAAUCCCGUUAUUAAUCAAGCCUUGCUAAGGUAUCUGGUCGACUUAUAGACGGCUAGCACGCUAGAUAUCUAGCUAGCAGCUAGCUAGCUAGAGGAGAAAGAGGUGUGAGCUAUCUCUAAUCUGAUACCUCGUAUACCUGAUACCCCUUUUUCUGUAAAACCCGGAACUUCAAGGAAUUGCUACCCCCAAGCAUAAACGAGAUAUCAAGGCACUUAUUGUGUUUUGUGUUCGUGCCAAGAUGGCCACUACCAUUAUCCGUUCUUCUCCAGGUCACUCGAUUUCUACGAAUGACGAUAUUAGUGGUUUUCUGUGGGGUCUGGGGCUUUCUACCACAGCGACAGUUGCCGUGGGGAGCUUUCUGGCAGCUGCUAGUACUAAAGGUACUACGAGUGAAGGAACUAAGGAAUCUCUCUGGAGCAGCCUGAAGGUUAGUGCCGCCCAUUUUUGGAGGGACAUUUUCAUUCUCCCCUUGAAAUGCUGGGUGCUCCGGCAUUGGUUUUUCCCCCACAAUAAGCACGUUAUUUUAUUGCCUGCCGAUAAAACGGCGAAGACGUUGGCAGCAGCAUCCAGUAGCACUACGACGAUACGAAGCGAACAGCAUUUUGAGCAUUGGACCCUUUUGAUCAUUUUUCCAGGCCACGGCUGUCCGCCAGAGCACUAUAUUCCCAUUGCCCAAGUCCUGCAGGAACAAGCCCGACGCAGUCAUCUCAAAUUGGUGGUGGGAAUUGUCGCAGGGAAUGAGAGGUUGCAAAAAAAAUCCUCGUGGUGGUCUUGGAGUAUUUUUCGCUGGGCAUUGGACCAUGGGAAUCCUACUGUCUUGGCCAAUUGGAUCCAACUUUUAGCUGAGGAAGCGGUUCUGUCAGGGAAAAGUUCUACGGAUGAGAAUCCUUCUUCCUCACUGAGCACUGCGGCACUGCGGCACAUUUACAAUCCACACCUCCGACCACAAAUAUUUCAAGACUUGUUUGUGUGGGGACAUUCUUCUCUCGGUGGACAGCAUGCUAUCCGUGCUGCCUAUUCCUCCAAAUUUCGGGGACUAUUAUUGUACGGGUGCUCAUUGGCCACAUGUUGUCCUCAGACGGGACGGCAGAGGAGACCUGAAUCGAUACAAAAUGCACUUUUGGCCAGUUAUCCACGUCCCGUUUUGACCAUGGUGGGAGCUCGAGAUGGCCAUUUCCGAUGCUUGCGAGUGGCAUCGGAAGCACAAGUUUUGCAACGGGAUAUUCAAAGACAAUCCGACAAUUUUGGUAGUGGCAACAAUAUUAAUAAUCAGGACACGCUCAAACGACAAGCUCGAUUGCGAAAACCCAUUGUUGUGCUGUCCGAACUCAAUCACGGGCAAAUGGCCAAUGGCAGAUGGCCGUCGCUGACGGCCGCAAAGAAGCCGUCGGAUUUUUCGUCACGGGAAUCACUGGCCACGGCGCAUGCUCGGAUUGCCCAAGUGGCGUUGGAUUUUGUACAAACGCACUCGACGUGCCCCUUGGCAUCCCAACGCGUCGUGGAAGCUCAGAAUCGAUUGCUCCAUCUCGGAAAAAGCACACACACAAUGUACUUGAGCCCGUGGUUAAGGUUAUCGGCACGAGAUUACGCCUGUCGUUUUGUGGCCCAAAUUCAACAGGAACUCUUGCACGUUACUGCAGGCGAUGCCGAUUCCAAGUUUUAUCUCUACGAGGAAGAAGAUGCCGACGAAUCCAGUGUCGAGCAAGAUGUUCGGGCACCCGAAAUAUUGCCGCAGUGGCAUGUCCAACACGAGGAUUUCCUCUACUCCAAGCCGCACUGGGAUGCCGAAGCCAAUCAACUCGUCAUGAACGUCGUGGAACAGGAUCCCGUGGGCAUUUCCGUGCCGCCACAACUGGCCAAAACACUGGCAUUUAAAGGACGGUCCCAGGACGAAAUAUUGUUCAAUCAAAACGUCUACCGAGAAAUCAAAGACAGUCAACAACCGACUCUGAUGCAAUUAAAUCAACAAACCUUCAACAGAAUACUGAAUGCCGUCACGUUGGCGCAAAAACGACGGUAUCUGGCCGAGGGGAAACAGCUACGAUUUGGACCCGACAUUUUGGUGUGGCCGCCACCGCUGUGGGUGACGCAACCUAUUUCCAUUACGAAAAUGAACGAUUCCGGUGGGACGCACUACUAUCUGUGGCAAUCGACUUACACUUCCACGCCCGUCUCGUCGCCGGCGCCCUUUGGUGGUGCGUGGUAUGGGAAACCGCUGUCACCCACUCAGGCAUACGAAUGGAUUGUCUUUGAUGCCUUCAAGCCGUGACGAAUCGAAUGAUUGAAUCAUUCAAUCCACGUGUUGUUCUCAUUCAGGUUUCUCAAGCCGCGACGAAUCAUCCACGAUUUUUAAUUCAGGUUUCUUGGGACCAACCACGCAUCCUGACAGCUGCUAGAAUGUUCCUGGCUGACUUUUGAAUUUUGGCCUGGCUUCUUUCAGAUUCGAUUCAAUCUACAGCCAGGAUCAAAAGCAACGGAGCGUUUUGAAGCUGUGCAGGGCUUUUGCGUCCUCUAAUACGGUGCGUGUCAAUUGCUAGUGGCCUUGACAUGGUACAAUGCAGUACGGAUAAACUCAGCAAACACUGCGGCACUAAACUGUAUUUUGUGGCGACUCUAGCUAGCUAGGGAAUGCAGACACAAAAAUGGGUCUGACAGAGCAUUGAUACCGGCAGCGAGCUGUAGGCAGAGUACCCGUAUCGGUACAAAGCCAGCACCGGGUUGCUGCCAUGCUCCAUACCGGUAGGAACAACAUCUGCUACAAUAGCUAUGGUUCAUAAACGUUAAUUCAUUUUGAUGCUUCU